CGUCUUUCUUUGUGCAAUUUUCUGUCGGGUCUCAUAGUCUCAUGAAAUAUACCGUUAUUUCGCUUUCGUAAUUCAUUUAACAAAGUUAUACUUAUUUUUGAGAGUUUGCCUUGGUUAAUGAACUAUCAAGUUUUUUUUGUGGUGCUUUAUAAGAUCAGUGACAUCGCGUUACGGUGUGACUAUUUUGAUCGUUAAUCAGAUAUCGAUUUUACACUUGGUAUAGAUGAUAAUAUUUGUAUGAAGUUCAUUUAUUAAUGAGAACAAGUGAUUGUCAAACAAGCAACAAGAUUUUCGUGUUACAGUCCAACCCAAGAGAGAGCCGUGUCUUGGGGGAGAAGCACCCCGGGCACUACGGUGGCCCCAGAUACACCGGCACCGGCACCCCAUCCUCCGGGGGUGCUGGAGAUGACGGGCACCGACAACAUACGGUUCAGCGGACACACGCUCGACAAGGCCACCAAGGCCAAGGUCACCCUUGAAAACUUCUACACAAACCUGAUCACGCAACACAUUGAGAGGAAGCAGAGACUGGAGAAAUUGGAGGAGUCACUAAAGGAUGACAGCCUGACGGAGAGCCAGAAGCAAGAGAAACGACAGCAGCAUGCCCAGAAAGAAACGGAGUUCCUCCGGCUCAAGCGGUCCAGGCUCGGCGUCGAGGAUUUCGAGCCUUUGAAGGUCAUAGGGCGGGGCGCCUUCGGCGAAGUGCGACUGGUGCAGAAGAAGGAUACGGGCCACGUGUACGCCAUGAAGAUACUUAGGAAAGCGGACAUGCUGGAAAAGGAACAAGUGGCGCACGUGCGCGCGGAACGCGACAUCCUUGUGGAGGCGGAUCACCAGUGGGUGGUCAAAAUGUACUACAGUUUCCAAGAUCCAAUGAACCUGUACUUGAUCAUGGAGUUCUUGCCCGGCGGCGACAUGAUGACCUUGCUCAUGAAGAAGGAUACGCUCAGCGAGGAAUGUGCGCAGUUCUACGUCGCCGAGACCGCGCUUGCCAUCGACAGUAUACACAAGCUCGGGUUCAUACACAGGGAUAUAAAGCCCGACAACCUACUGCUGGACGCCCGUGGCCACAUCAAGUUGAGCGACUUCGGCCUGUGCACCGGGCUCAAGAAGAGUCACCGCACCGAUUUCUAUCGCGACCUGUCGCGCGCUACACCUUCUGAUUUUAUCUGCGCGGCGUCCGCUAUGGAUUCGAAGCGGCGUGCAGAGUCGUGGAAGCGCAACAGACGCGCGCUCGCUUACUCCACGGUGGGGACGCCAGAUUACAUCGCGCCCGAGGUGUUCCUGCACACCGGAUACGGCCCACAGGCUGACUGGUGGAGCCUUGGCGUCAUCAUGUACGAGAUGUUGAUCGGAUAUCCACCGUUCUGUUCCGAGUCGCCGCAGGAGACGUACCGCAAGGUGAUGUCGUGGCGUGAGUCUCUCACGUUCCCACCGGAGGUGCCCAUCAGCGAGGAGGCCCGUGAGACCAUCUUGCGCUUCUGUUCUGAGCCCGAUCGCAGGCUGGGCUCGCAGCGCGGGAUCGAGGACGUGAAGUCAGUGCAGUUCUUCCGCGGCGUGGACUGGAGCCACGUGCGAGAGCGGCCGGCCGCCAUUUCGGUCGAGGUUCGUUCCAUAGAUGACACGUCCAACUUUGACGACUUCCCUGAUGUCAAACUCGAGAUACCGGCUGCGCCGAUAUCGCAGGAGGGGGAGGCAGCGUACAAGGAUUGGGUGUUCAUCAACUACACGUUCAAGCGUUUCGAGGGGCUCACGCAGCGCGGGUCGCCCGCCGGCAAGUGAGCGAGCCGCCGUCCGACGAGCGGUGCGCCACCUACCGAUAUAUCUCUAUUGUAAUCAUGUCCACGGCGCAAUAGCUGCCUUUACACGUACGCGCUUUCAUGCAGGAAAGAUAAUCUGUGGAAUAAAAAAUAAGAUGUUUAAAGAAAAUGAAACGACUUGAAACUUAUGCGUUACGCGCGAAAGAAUAGUCACAUAACACAAAUAGUAAAACGCAAUAAUACACGUUUGCGCGCUCUGGUUUUCCCGCGCGCUCGUAAUCGUGCUUGAAAGAAUGUGUCGUGUAAAAGCAGCAAAUAAUUCCUAUGUGUGGAGUAUCGCCCCGCCCCGUGCACUCGAUGACAUAAUUUUACAAUAAAUUUUAGUAUUCAAUAAAAUGUGAAUAACUGUAUAAAAUAUCCUAGGGAUCGAUUUAUAUUGGAACGCGAGUUACGGUGUAAAUAACCAUAAGUCAGACGACUCCCCUCGAGAAGGGAUUUUUGUUUAGCUAAUUAUUAUUUAACUCUCAUGUUCAUUGUCAUUCACCCUUACACUGAUCGAGCGGACUGUCUCUCCGUAGCGUCAUAGGUUUUACACAUUACUCGGUACUAUUUGCCACAAUUAGGUAUAUAAUUGCAUGUUUCACUCAGGUAAAAUUUAAAGCUAAAGUUAUAAUCUGUUUAUUUUUUAUCUCGGAGACAAAUUUGAGAUAACCUAUAUAGUUGUCAGGAUGCAUGUACGACAACUCGACGCAUUCAUUCGCUUUCAACUUCAAGUCACGUGUUUAGAAUGAAAAUACACUGUAUAAUGUUUACUUUGUUACUAGUAAUCAUAUUUUGCAUUGAUUUAGCCAUUUAUGUGUGUAAUUAUUGAUUUACAUAAAAAUUUUUGACAAUCAAAUUAUACUUCUAUAUCGUUUUUAGACUAUAUAUAAGAAGGUCGGAGGACAUCACGACACUUCUGCCAUUUUAUUCACUUGAUUACGAUAUUUGUUUUCUAAUAUACCCACGAUGGAUUAAUGUUUUGAUUUAAAAGCAAGUUUAUCACAGCAAAUGUGACUCUACACUAGUAAUGAGAUACUGUCAAAAUACAUAUAAUUUACAAGUUUGCAAGCAACAGUAUGAAAGUGCUGUGACACGAGUACCAGCACCAAUUUCCUGUUAUAGGGACUUGUGUGAUAUAGAAUUCAUUUAAGUCUACACGGACACAUGUAACAUGCAAAUAAUUUUACCAUCAUUUGGACCUUAAGCUUGUUUCCCAUUCCCAUUACCGCCAAGUAAAUAAAAUCAAAUCGCCAUAAUACAAAUUAUUUUUGUAUGCAAUAUAAAAUAAAACUAAAUCAUAAUCUAAAUUUUUAAUUUUAAACUAUAACAAAUACAUACUUAUUACUAUAUUAAACUCGAAUCUAAUGUACUAAGUGCUUUAACUAUGAACUAUUUUAUACUUUAUAAUUAUAUUAUGGAGAACACUAUAACGCGUUCUAUUCUAAUGCAAUAGAAUUCCGUCCAAAUUAUUUUGCUUUCGACAGAUCCUUUGAGCACUUUAAAUGUGUGUGUUUGUUUGUACUGGCAACGUUGCUAUCGACGGGCCUUCUGUUUGAGAGAAUUAGGUUAACAGAACGCUGGAGAGAGUUCGUCGCAUUCUACGUUUUAUUUCUAAUUUCAUGUUAAUUGUAUUGAAAUUAUAUUAAGAACACAGUGACAUCGUUGUGUCUCCUAAUAUACGUACCGAGUUGCGUUCACUAAAAGAUAUUUAAAAUUGCGUUCUCCUAUUUGUAUUACGGCAUAUUGUCGGCACACUUAAGUAUGAAAUAUUUUUAUACUUCAGCAACAGAUGAAAUUAUUUUACACUUCUUUUUUUAAUUAUAUACGUAUUCAGAAUGUAAUAUUGUAUGUUAACAUCGUAGCUGAUUGUGACAUUUUUGUGUGUAGUCGCCUUAACACUUGUUAGAGGGAAGUACCCAGUAAUAGAUGUAGUUUUCCCUGCGGCAUAUUAUACAUGUCCGUGCCUUGCAUACUAUACCUUGUGAUCAAUUCUGUUCGAGGCUUGUAAUCAAUGGUACUUCAUAAUCAUACCGAAGUAUAUAUAUAUAUAUGUUUCCACAGACUAUGGUCUAUGCUUUUAUUAAUUUAUUUUCUAUUUCAUUAUGUUAAGCUUAUUAUUUCUUUUCUCAUUAAUCUGUCUUUAAACCUUCAAGUUAAUAGAUUUUGGCCAGGCUUUGUAUAACUAUUUCAUGGAUCAUAAUGUAUAAUCCUUUUAUUAGUUGAAGCUAAAAUCGGAGUAAUAUCAUUGACCAAUAUAUUAACCGUAGUAUAUUAUUGUGAAAGAUGUUAGGCAUGUGCAUUAUGAACAAUUAUAAGAGGUCCGUGCACCUUGUGCGCAGAUGCAAUGAUCGGCUUGUCGGUAUAUAUGUGAUGUUAUAAAUUCCUUUGUCUUUGAUAAUGUUCCUGUGAAUCAUGUAUUCGGUAUUUAGUUCUAUUGUAUGUGUAAUAAUUGUUAUAAUUUUACCAAUAUACUAUGAUCAACUGUUUUCACUUUCGUGGGCUGUUCACUUUUUACUCUUUCUUAUGUAAUACUUAUUAUCCAAAAUAUCUUUUGCUGUAAGCUGAUA
Messenger RNA from Achroia grisella, 4369 nucleotides. RefSeq names its product serine/threonine-protein kinase tricornered (gene trc). Gene Ontology annotation, biological process: intracellular signal transduction; peptidyl-serine phosphorylation. The record is from RefSeq and is a predicted model, not a curated record. Gene Ontology annotation, molecular function: protein serine/threonine kinase activity; ATP binding. Lineage: Eukaryota; Metazoa; Arthropoda; Insecta; Lepidoptera; Pyralidae. The coding region runs from base 406 to 1782 and encodes 458 amino acids. The transcript is spliced from 11 exons.